Vespa crabro (European hornet) is the source of this 2463-nucleotide messenger RNA. RefSeq lists its product as uncharacterized. The coding region runs from base 960 to 2249 and encodes 429 amino acids. The record is from RefSeq and is a predicted model, not a curated record. The transcript is spliced from 4 exons. NCBI's taxonomy places the organism in Eukaryota, Metazoa, Arthropoda, Insecta, Hymenoptera, Vespidae.
CAAAGCUAAGAAUAAAAAUGAAUAAAUAUUGUAAUAUGGUUACUAGCUAUCCAUAUUUGUUUACAGUAAUCAAACUACUUAUAUUUAAAAAAAUAUUGUAAGAAAAUCAAAAAAUAAAAUACAAGUUAUAUAAGAUGAUUUGUUAAAGUUUUAGAAUUUUGUAAUAAGUAUAUUCGGACAAUUAUUCCAAAAUAAUCGAGAAGAUUUAAUGAGAAAUAUAAGUAAAUUUAAAAAAAUGAAAAUUCAGAUUUAUUCAUUAUUUAUAAUUAAUUCAAAACUAUUCUUAAAUUAAAACCAACAUAGUGCCCCUUGGCUCCCUAAUAAUUACUUAGAUAUUUCCUCCGAUAGAUACUAGAUCGAUCGAUAUACUCGAGAAGACUACAUCCAAUAAUGUUAAAAAUAUUAAAAAAUAAUUGUUUCUCUGUACAAAAUUUAUUCAUAGAAGAUUUUUUGUAGAUUCAAUAUAAGAAUACAAUGUUCAUAAAGAAUUGAAGCAUGAAAUAUUAUUUUCUCUGAUAACCAUUCUUGUACUAAAUCUAAUUAUGUGUAAUACAUUAUAUGCAUUAGUACAGAUACAUAAAUAAUAAAAACAUAAAAUUAAGCGUUAAAAAAUUUUAUUUUUUACUAGAUAAAAAUUCUAGUGCAUAAAAACGAUUAUCUACUCUCUCAUUCAAAUACAUGAAUUUUUUAAUAUAAUUUUUAGUUUCGUGUAUUGGUAUUCCAUUUGAAUCUUAACCAAUCAAUUUUGAAUCUUUAUUUCGUGUCUGACCAAUGACAGAUUAGAACACAACCGUCAUUCUUUUUUUUCUUUUAUACUGUCGCAUUAUCAUUCUAUGUGUAGAGAAGAAACCCCGGGCAAAUUAACUGUUGGUAUUGGAAAGCAACAGAAACCGUUAAAGCUCGAAUUUUUGUAAUUGUCUGAAUAUACUUUAAUUGAAGAAUACGAAGAUAAUUCUGUGAUGGGUAAUUAUACGAGUAAGUUUCUUUCUCAUGAUAGUGUGGAAGAAAAUAAUACAAAUGUGACUGAAACUGUAGAACAAUCAAAUCUUGUAAAAGAAUGUAAUACGAUUACUCCAUCAACUACGCAAAAAAAAUUGAUGAUAGAUCCUAGAUCAAUUACUGCCGAGAUAUGUCGAACACCAAUAAAGAUACAUUGUACACCAUCUAAGAAUACAAGAAUGGGAGUUGAUGUAAUACCAAAACAUAUGCAGAGAAAACCAUAUUUAGAAACCAAUUUUGAUACAACAAUAUCACCUUUGACAUUAAACAAAUAUCUGGAUCCAAGAUCACCAAAUAUAGAUCAGCCCAGAACACCAAUUUUGGUUGAAAAUUAUACAUCUUGCAAAACACCAACUAUUAAAUUGAAAAAUAAUGCAAAAGUAUUACCAUCAAUGAAUUAUGCAAGUUUAGGAUUUGAUCCGAGAUCUCCAUCUACAGAUUUUGAUAGAACUCCAAUUCUUAUCCAAAAAACAACUAAAUAUUUAAAAGAAUCCAAAGAAAAUUUAGAACUAUUUAGUGAAACAGAUAAUCAUCAAAAAUUUUUGUAUUGUGAAACAACAUCAUCUAAUACACCUGAAAUAUUAGCUUUGGUGGAUGAAACAUGUGAAGCAAUAAAAUCUUUACAAAAUAUUUCUAAAAGUACAGAUAAAGAAGAAUUGCAUGUAAGUGAAAAUACUAAUCAUAUUAGUAAUGAAGAUGAUAAUAAUGAUAAUACUUGUAGUAAGAAAAGCUCGCAAAAUGAAAAUGUCACAAGAAUAAAUACUAUUAAAAUAUGGAGAGAUUCAAUUUUAUCAGAAAGUUUGGAACAGUCUGAGAUUAAUGAAAUUAAUGAUCAAGAAAAUGAUGAAGAGAAAUUUUCAUGCCCAUCUAAAGAAGAAAUUGAAGCUAUAUUUGGUGAUGAUGUAAUGAAAGGAAGUACACCAAUACUUGAACAACUUAAAAUUGAAGUUGAAAAUAAAAAUGUACAAGAUACAUUGGAGAACAGAAAGAAAACAAAUGGAAAAACAAAUGGAAAAACUUUCAUACCAUAUAAUUCAAAUAUAAAUGAGAAGAAACGAACACCUCUCAGAAAUAGGUGUAAUAAUGCACAAUUAGAUACAAUAUUGACUAAAUCCCCUCAACAUAUGUUACAGAAUAAAAAUUUCAGUAAUAUAAUACAAGAUGAAAAUACAUCACCCCAUAAAAAAUCUUAUGCUAAAUCAAAAUUUAAAGGAAUUCAGUGGGAUGUGAAUUCUACAGUUAUUAUUUAAAUAAUUAUAUGUAAAUAUAAAAUAAGUUAUAAUUUUAUAAAUGAAAACCUUUUGUACUAUUUGCAGUUAAUAUAUUUAUGUAUCAUAAUUUUUUUUUGAUUAAGACAAGUAAUUCUCACACUUUUGUAAAGCCGAUCGUAUUUGAAAUUUAACCGUUUGUAUAGAACUUUGAAGAUCUUGACUUGGUUUCACUAAUUGUUUAAUACUGAAAAGU